CAGGCUUGCAUUGCUUUGCAUUGUUGCAUUGCUUUGCUCUGGAACUCGUGGGGUGGACACACAGCAUCCCACGAGCAUUUCCAGCUUUUUCAGAACAAGAUUGCAACCAGAAGUGAGCGUGCGCGUGUGCACGAGUGUGAACGCGUUUGUGCGUGUGUUUGUGUGAGUGUGUGAGUGAGUGAAGAGAUAGAGAAAGAGAGAGAGAAAGAAAGAGAGAGAGAGAAAGAGAGAGAGAGAGUGAGAGUAUAGCCCCUUGCAACGCUUCACACACUACUUCCAACUACUUUACGCGCGCGCCUUCCUUUAUUCUGCAGAGCAUCGGAGACUCUUUUUAACGACUUGUUGUUGUUUUGCUGUUGUUGUUGUUUACUGGACGAGAUGAAGCUCGUUUGGAGAAGCUAAUCCAGGUGUGCGCUGCUGUUGCCGCUUUUUCAUAGCGAUGCAUGGACGAUGGUGGUGAUUUUACUCUGAAGAGCACUCUGGAAGCGCGCGAACAGCUCACGAGAGCCCUCUGAACACAGCAGUGGAAGCAUCAAGCCCCCCUCUCCACCUACUCCCCCAACUCCUCUACCUCCCCCAGCCCUUCUCCCCCUCCCCGUUUCCCUUAUUUGGUGAAAACUCCGCCCCCUUUGCGCGUCACCCUCUGACAGCGCAGCUCCCGCGGGUCUGGAGUUUUGGCUCCCGGGAAAGGUUGCAGUCCUGGGGGAAAGAGGGCUGAGUUUAGUGCGCCUCCAUCCAGUCCGCGAGACGCUGAAGGCCCCUCAUCAUCAUCCUCCUCCUCCUCCUCUGUUCUUCUGCUUUCCCGCGUGUCGGGAAAAAACGCGAGCGGCGGCGCAAAAAAACCCUCCAUCCCGCGCGUGUCUUUUUUUAAUUUUUUGGGGGGAGCCAGAAGUGCUCGAUUUUCAUCCAAGCUGCACGUGUUUGCUGAACACUUGCUUCUUUUAAAAAAAAUACUGCAUUUUUUGUUUUAUUAUUUUUAUAUCAAUUUGUGGUGCACGGGGAUGCUGCUGCCGUUCCCGCGGCUCGGGCACGAUGGAGCGAGUUUGAGACUGAGAGCAUCGCCAGAAAUGUUCAGCUGAAUAUCGCGCGAGACAAAAUAAAAAGAAGAUAAAGAAGAAGCACAGAAGACAAAAACAACAAGUAAACUACAAAAACAAAGAGCUGUUUUGUUUUUGUAUCACUUUUUCACUUUUUCUUCUGCACCGGGAUCGUUCAUGCCGUGUUGAGGAAUCGGAAUCGAGGCUCUUCGCGCACUGGGCUUUAACUAUUUUUAUUUCUUUCUUCUGCCACUAAAAGCCACAAGAAAACUUUCUUCACACGUUGCUCCUCUUCUCCUCUCGCCGCUUGAGCGCGAAGGAUACUCGGUUUGAGUGUUAUUUGAGUGUGUGGUGUGUUUUUAUUUCCUCUUCGUUUGCACCGCACCGCCUGCAUUCAUGUUCGGGAUUCAGGACAACAUACCGAGAGGGGGGACGAGUAUGAAGGAGGAGCCGCUGGGCAGCGGAAUGAACCCGGUUCGGUCCUGGAUGCACACGGCCGGGGUGGUGGACGCCAACACGGCCGCGCAGAGUGGAGUUGGUCUGGCGCGAGCACACUAUGAGAAACAGCCACCGUCCAACCUCAGAAAGUCCAAUUUCUUCCACUUUGUGCUGGCGCUGUACGACAGGCAGGGGCAGCCGGUGGAGAUCGAGAGGACGGCCUUCGUGGACUUUGUGGAAAAGGAAAAAGAACCAAACAGUGAAAAAACUAACAAUGGGAUUCAUUACAAACUACAACUUUUAUACAGCAACGGAGUGCGAACAGAACAGGAUCUGUAUGUGCGGUUAAUCGACUCCAUGACCAAACAGGCAAUCAUCUAUGAAGGCCAAGACAAAAACCCAGAAAUGUGCCGAGUCCUCCUUACACACGAAAUCAUGUGCAGCCGGUGUUGUGACAAGAAAAGCUGCGGCAACAGAAACGAGACACCCUCGGACCCUGUAAUCAUCGACAGAUUCUUUUUGAAAUUCUUCCUCAAGUGCAAUCAAAACUGCCUGAAGAAUGCAGGCAACCCACGAGACAUGCGCCGGUUCCAGGUCGUUAUAUCGACAACAGUUAACGUGGACGGUCACGUGUUGGCCGUUUCGGACAACAUGUUCGUCCACAACAACUCCAAACACGGGCGCCGAGCUCGGCGUCUCGACCCCUCUGAAGGUACGGCCCCUCCUUAUCUGGAGAAUGCAGCUACCCCGUGCAUAAAGGCCAUUAGCCCCAGUGAAGGCUGGACUACAGGCGGAGCCACGGUCAUCCUCAUCGGGGACAACUUCUUCGACGGCCUGCAGGUCGUGUUCGGCACCAUGCUCGUAUGGAGUGAGCUGAUAACGCCCCACGCCAUCCGCGUGCAGACCCCUCCCAGACACAUCCCGGGGGUGGUGGAGGUCACCCUGUCCUAUAAGUCCAAGCAGUUCUGCAAAGGAGCACCAGGACGAUUCGUCUACACCGCUUUGAACGAGCCCACUAUUGACUACGGCUUCCAGAGACUGCAGAAGGUCAUCCCCAGACAUCCAGGUGACCCAGAGAGGUUGCCAAAGGAGGUUCUACUAAAGAGAGCAGCUGACCUUGUGGAGGCUCUGUAUGGAAUGCCUCACAACAACCAGGAGAUCAUUCUGAAGAGGGCGGCGGACAUCGCGGAAGCUCUGUACAGCGUACCACGCAACCACAACCAGAUCCCGUCCCUCGCUAACACCGCGUCCCACGGCGGCAUGAUGGGCGUCAACUCUUUCGGCAGCCAGUUGGCGGUCAACGUCUCCGAGACCUCACAGGGUAAUGACCAGGUCGGCUACAGCCGCAACACGAGCAGUGUGUCCCCACGCGGCUACGUCCCCAGCAGCACCCCCCAGCAGUCCAACUACAACACCGUCAGCAACAGCAUGAACGGCUACGGGAACACAGGCAUGCCCAACCUGGGCGUCCCAAGCUCACCGGGAUUCCUCAACGGCUCCUCCGCCAACUCCCCCUACGGCAGUAAGUAUCAAGUAGUUCCGUCGAGCCCUACCAUGGCAGCCUCUUCGGUCAGCCUCUCUUCAAACUGUAGCAGUACACACGGCAUUUUCUCAUUCUCACCUGCCAAUGUCAUCUCUGCAGUGAAACAAAAGAGCGCCUUUGCCCCCGUUGUCAGGCCCCAAGCAUCUCCACCUCCUUCUUGCACCAGUGCAAAUGGCAAUGGACUUCAAGCUAUGUCCGGACUGGUGGUCCCACCCAUGUAAAUUGCACUUCCACUUCCUGUAAAGCAGCAACGUCCACGAGAUGAGCCUCGGGGUGCAUCGCAAGAACAACGUUCUCCUGGAAUCCGUGUCGUCGACCGCGAAGUAAAUCAAGUCUAAAUCAGAGGAAAACAAACAAACAACCAAGCAAACAAAUGCGAGAAAGAAAAAAAAGAGAGACUUUGUUUCAAAGAUUUUAUUCAAACUAAUAUAAAUUGACAUGCAAGAAACUUUGUCAUGAACGAUUUAAUUUUAUCGACUGAAUUUCUUGUCAUAUUUUCACAUUUGUCAGUCUUGAAGAAAAAAAAGAAGAAAAAAAAACGGAAAAGAGACAAAAAAAAAAGCCUAUUUUGUAUAAAACAUUUCUGGUUUGAUCUUGGCUACGUCUAGUUCUUGCUAUGUGUGGGGAGAAACUUUGUGGAUAUGCCAUUUGAUGAAAACACUGACUGAAAUGUCUCUGAAUGUUUCUUUUCAAACGAUGCGCAGCCGUCGCACAUCUCUGUAAUGUGAAGUCAUUUUCAUUAGUUUUUAUUUUUCGCUUUUGUUUUUUUUUUUUUUUCGUUUUUUUUGUUUUUUAGUUUUGUUUCUAUUUGAUUUGUGGUGAGAAAAAAGGGGGCCAAGUCAACACAGUGGAGCCAACAAACUGGAAAAUAUAUAGCCUAAAAUAUAUGAUUUAUAAAACACACACACACAUGCACACACGCAUACACACGUGCAUAUAUACGCUUAAUAAAAGCGAGUAUGAAGGAACAGGGAGGAGCAGACAGAGGAGAUAUCACACAUACUUCAUCGGAAAUGAACUUUGUAACUUAUUGUAGGUAGAAAUUGUAACUUUGAUAUCGCAAAAAGUCUUCUCUUGCCUUCGACAAGCACACUAAACCGAGACGAGACGCCACUGUCUGUUGGUUAAAAAGAGAUAAAAAAAGAAAGAAAGAAAAAUACUUCCACUGCUAAAGCUUCCUGUAAAGCAAGUGUGAUCUGCAAUGUUUUUCAACUUUUUGCUAGCACUGUAUACUAUUGCAUUCUUAGGCUACUGUGGAGUCUGUUUCUUGUACCAGAAAGUUGUCCUUUUACUUCUAGCUCCUUAUUCCCUAAUGUGUUUUGUAUGUGGUUAUACAAUUGUAGACUUUUGUGAUUUUGCCAAAGUUGUAGCUAAAUAUUUAUACACUUGUCUUGAAUUUUCCAGAUCCACUUAAAUAUUUAGUACAGAGUUUUAUUCCUACUAAAAAAAACGGCUAGGAGUAAAAUAGUCUUAUACAUUGCAACACUUUCACACAAACACUUGCGGUCACUAAGGGGUUUUUUGUAACAUAUCAAUUAUAAAUAUUGUAUUUAUCUUUGAAAUUUUGUAUAUUGCUUUCCAUCCUUUUUAUUUGAUCUCGUAUGUAAUGUUUAUCAUGGCCGAUAUUGUGAUGCGGAACACAGAAAGUUAUGAUGCCAAGACCCAUUCGCGCUUUUUCUAUCAUUAUUUUUAUUUUGUUUUAUUUUAAUUUUUUGUAUCAAUAGAUACAAUGCAAUGUCUAUACACUUUAUUCGUAAUUCAGAUGUUUUGCUUCAUCAUCAGAGCAAACGGUCUGUUUUGUCCAUUUCUUUCUUUCUUUUCAUUUAAGUUUUUUGUUGGGUCGUCGUUUGUCAUUUUGAGGAACAGUCAAAUCCAUUGUUUAUUUUUAUAUUAAUUUUUUAAGUUAUCUGAACAGAUACCUGUUUUUUUUUUUUUUUGUUUUGGAAUAAAAGCUGUUUGUUGUAUAGUCAAAUAAAAUUGUUUGUGUCACAUGGCUGUAAUAAUAUUAGUAGAAAAACAUGCAUGUCAAGCAGCCCCAGGGGGGAAAGAUUCAAUUGUGGUUGUAAAUUUUGUUUUUUGUAGAAUGUAAAAAGUCAUUUUUACCUGCCACCCAUGACUUUGCCACAUAGCUCAACCGUGUUUACAGGGAACAAAAAGACAAAAAAAAAAAAAAGACAAAAAAAGGAUAAAAAAAAAUCUGGAAUGGAAACGUACGUACGUACGUCAGUCACCAAUGUUUGUUAAAAUAUGUCAGAAAAUAAUGUGCUCUGUCAAAAAGGCUUCAGAGUGAAUCUCUCGAGAGUAACAUUUCUGCUGUUUUAAUGACGACCAUUCACCACAAUGCCAAUCAUUACUCCAUUCAAAUGAUCAAUGGUGUAAAAAGCACAAGCAUUUUUUACUAAAAUAAAAAAUAAUUAUUGUGACCCCUCAUCUUUUUUGGACUAUUUUGUCGGUUUCUUUUUCUUUCGGCGUUUUAUUUUUUUACAUUGAAUUUGCUGUACUCCCUGAAGUAAGACUUAAAAACUAAUGAAAAACAAACAAACAAAAAAAAAACAUAAUAAAAAGUUCGAUUUUUGUAUCGUAUAUGAAGAGCCGGGAUUAAGAUGUUCUAUAUUGUACAUGCCAUUUUGUAAUUAUUCCAUGAUACAGUAGCACAGUAGCUAAUCAUCAUCAUCAUCAUCAUCAUCAUCAUUAUUAUUAUCAUAAUAGAACAAAAAAAAAUAAAUAAUCAGUUCACACCAUUCCUUCCCCAUCUCUCCCCGAACAGAAAAAAAAAUGAUUUUGAUUUUCUAGUUGUGCCAAAAUCAGCAGAUUUAAACACGAUUAUUUCUAUUCAUAUUUUUUUUCUCUCUUUUUUUUUUCUUUCCUUUGCACUUAACACUUUGUAAAAUCUCCUGUUGUCCUGCUAAGUAGUCUGUUUCAAACCAAAAGGGAUGUUCCCUCUUGGCGAUCUGCACACAAGUUUCCUUUAGCAGCGGGAAGCAAGGGCAGCUGUAGAAGGGAAUAAGUGAUGAAUGUGCAAUGCAUUUGCUUUGUGAUAGCUCAACAAAGCUUAGCAAAGUGGAGGAGCUGGGGAAGUCACCUUGAAAGUGAGAGGAACCCAAGGUUACAUGAAGUGCAUUUGUGAAUAUCAUCAUUUCUGCAAUCUGUUUUUUUUUUUUUGUGUGUUUUAGGCUAAUUAGACCAUGCACUCCAUGUUUUGUUACCAUUAGUCUGAAGAAGUCACUAAAUGGUAGAACGACUCUGUAAGGGAAAAUACUAUUUUUGUUUCAUGUAUACAUUUUUUUAUGUUUAUGUCAACAUUUCUACAUUUUACUGUACAAAGAUGUUCAUUUUACACAAUAUUUAAUUAAAGUAUUUCUUGUCUGUGA
Molecule: messenger RNA, 6389 nt
Organism: Astyanax mexicanus (Mexican tetra)
Lineage: Eukaryota; Metazoa; Chordata; Actinopteri; Characiformes; Acestrorhamphidae
Gene: ebf3a
Product: EBF transcription factor 3a
Exons: 17
Coding region: 1434-3239 (601 amino acids)
Biological process (GO): regulation of transcription by RNA polymerase II
Molecular function (GO): DNA-binding transcription factor activity, RNA polymerase II-specific; RNA polymerase II cis-regulatory region sequence-specific DNA binding
Source: RefSeq, a predicted model, not a curated record